Molecule: messenger RNA, 96 nt
Organism: Cicer arietinum (chickpea)
Lineage: Eukaryota; Viridiplantae; Streptophyta; Magnoliopsida; Fabales; Fabaceae
Source: the annotation of a RefSeq genome assembly
AUGCCCACUAUAACCAGUUAUUUCGGUUUUCUACUAGCAGUUUUAACUAUAACCGCAGGUCUUUUUAUCAGUCUGAAUAAGAUACGACUUAUUUGA